Rodentolepis nana is the source of this 1092-nucleotide messenger RNA. The record is from the annotation of a GenBank genome assembly. NCBI's taxonomy places the organism in Eukaryota, Metazoa, Platyhelminthes, Cestoda, Cyclophyllidea, Hymenolepididae.
AUGACUCGCUUUGUUCCUUACUUGCCCGCUGAAAAGCUGAAGGAGUUGAAAGAAAACGCUGAAAAAAUUGUUGCUCCAGGCAAAGGUAUUCUCGCUGCCGAUGAGAGCACUGGUACCAUCGGCAAACGUUUCGAAAAAAUCUGCCUUGAAAAUACCGAAGAAAAUCGACGUGCCUAUCGUGAAUUGCUUUUUACCACUGACCCAGAAUUCGCUAACCACAUCUCUGGUGUCAUUCUUUUCCACGAAACCGUUUACCAGAAGACUAAGGAUGGCAAACCGUUCGUUCAACUCCUGAAAGAACGUGGUGUUCUUGCUGGCAUCAAGGUAGAUCUUGGUGUUGUUCCUCUUGCUGGAACUGCUGAUGAAUGUACCACUCAAGGCUUGGACAACCUUGCUCAACGCUGCGCUCAGUACUACAAGGAUGGUUGCCGUUUCGCCAAAUGGCGUUGUGUCCUCAAAAUCUCUCCCCACAACCCAUCAUACCUCGCUAUGAUUGAGAACGCUAAUGUCCUUGCUCGUUACGCCUCCAUCUGCCAACAAAACGGCCUUGUGCCAAUUGUUGAGCCUGAAGUUCUUCCUGAUGGUGAUCAUGAUCUUGAGACCGCUCAGCGUGUUACCGAACAAGUUCUUGCCUUUGUCUACAAGGCUCUCGCUGACCAUCACGUCUACCUGGAGGGAACUCUUCUUAAGCCCAAUAUGGUUACCUGUGGUCAGAGUUGCACAAAGAAGUACACCGUCGAGCAGAACGCUACCGCAACUGUUGAGGCUCUUCAACGGACUGUUCCCGCUGCUGUUCCUGGCGUUGUCUUCCUCUCUGGUGGUCAAUCCGAACUUGACGCUACCCGCAAUUUGAAUGCCAUCAAUCAGCAUCCAGGCAAGAAACCAUGGGCUCUCACAUUUAGCUUUGGCCGUGCUCUCCAGGCCUCUGCUAUUGCUGCAUGGCAGGGUAAACCCGAAAACAUUAAGGCCGGACAAAAUGAGUUCUUGCAAUUGGCUAAGGCCAAUGGUGCUGCCUCUUUGGGCAAAUUCUGUGGUGAUCUCAAGACCGCUGCUGGUCAAGCAUCACUCUUCGUGGCUAACCAUGCCUAUUAG